This is a messenger RNA of Archocentrus centrarchus (flier cichlid), 2920 nucleotides long. It is a transcript of the gene cnga3a, whose product is annotated as cyclic nucleotide gated channel subunit alpha 3a. The record is from RefSeq and is a predicted model, not a curated record. Gene Ontology annotation, molecular function: intracellularly cAMP-activated cation channel activity; protein-containing complex binding; cGMP binding. Bases 260 to 2485 code for a protein of 741 amino acids. NCBI's taxonomy places the organism in Eukaryota, Metazoa, Chordata, Actinopteri, Cichliformes, Cichlidae. Gene Ontology annotation, biological process: monoatomic cation transmembrane transport. Gene Ontology annotation, cellular component: intracellular cyclic nucleotide activated cation channel complex; plasma membrane. The transcript has 9 exons.
AUGGACCGCCGGUAUCGGUAUUUUUAGUGACUUCUUCGCGGGACAGAGCGAAAGGAAAUAUUUCCGUGGAUUAAAAAAAAAAAAAGGUUAUUUUUCUGUUUGGGAAGAUGGGAUUAUAUCAGAGGAAUCGUAGGAGAAUUGCUGCUUCGCCAAAAUCAGCUUGAAAAGGCUUCAGACAGGCCCAUAUGAUUCCAGCCAGCAUGUUUCAGUGAUCUUUCUGUGUACCUGUGUCCAGGCCAGCAGUGCCAGACGGGAGAAGAUGGCAAAAGUCUGCAGUGAAAACUCCUUUUCAGCCAGACGGCGGCUGUCCACCAGCGACGAUGAGCUUGCUGUCAUUGAAAAUGGGGAGAGCAGAGCUCACUCUCUUUGUGGAGACAUCUCUGACAGAGUUCUUCCCUCAGAGUCCCACAGAGACUCGUUUACAGGUGCCGGGGCAAUGGCCAGACUGUCUUACUUCUUCUUCAUGCUGCGGAAUUGGGCGUCUCACAGAGUGAAACCCGAGCAAGAGAGGCACGACUCUUUCCUCGAGCGUUUCAGAGGUCCAGAGCUCAAAGACACGUCCAGUCGAGACAGCAACACUCAGUCUGCGGGCCAUCACGACGCAGUCCGCAGGAGAAAUCUUGCCAGUAAGUGGCCGCUGGCUGCUUACAACAUGAAUAACUGCAACAACACAGACGACAAAAAAGAGGAUAAAAAAGAGGAGAUUAAAAAAGAUGAGAAAAAGGAGGAGAAAAAAGAUGAAGAGAAGAAGGAUGGGGACAAGAAAGAAGAGGAAAAGAAAGAUGAGAAAAAGGAUGAAAAAAAGGAUGAGAAGAAGGAUGAGAAAAAAGAUGAGAAAAAAGAUGAGAAGAAAGAUGAUAAAAAGAAAGAAGAGCCACCGAAAGAAAUCUGGAUUAUGGAUCCAGCUGCAGAUCAGUACUACAGAUGGCUCUCCGUCAUCGCAGGCCCGGUGUUUUUCAACCUGAUGAUGAUCAUAACGAGGGCCUGCUUUAACGAACUCCAGGAGACGUAUCUAAACUUAUGGCUAGUGCUGGACUACACCGCAGACAUCAUCUACUACGCAGACACUUUUGUCAGAUCAAGAACAGGUUACCUGGAACAAGGCCUACUGGUAAAAGAUGCCAAAAAACUGAGAGAUAAAUACAGAACGACUUCUCAGUUCAAAUACGACAUGAUUGCAAUGAUACCCACUGAUCUGCUGUUUCUGAAAUAUGGAAUCCACAACCCGGAGUUCAGAUUAAACCGCCUUUGCAAACUCUCGAGGCUUUUUGAGUUUUUUGAGCGGACUGAAACCAGAACCAGCUUUCCGAAUAUGUUCCGUAUCAGCAAUCUCGUCCUUUAUAUCCUUGUUAUUAUCCACUGGAAUGCUUGUUUAUUCUUCGCCAUUUCAAAAUCCAUCGGUUUUGGGUCGGACACUUGGGUUUACCCCAAUAUCAGCCACCCAGAACACGGCCGCUUGGCAAGAAAGUACAUCUACUCCCUCUACUGGUCCACACUGACCCUCACCACAAUUGGAGAGACCCCUGCACCCGUCAGAGAUGUUGAGUAUCUCUUUGUCAUUGGCGACUUCCUCACUGGUGUGCUGAUUUUUGCUAGUAUUGUCGGUAACGUUGGUGCCAUGAUCUCCAACAUGAAUGCCUCUCGUGCUGAGUUCCAGGCAAAGAUUGACUCCAUAAAGCAGUACAUGCAGUUUCGAAAGGUCAGCAAAGACCUGGAGGCCAGGGUCAUCAAGUGGUUUGACUACCUGUGGACUGAGAAGAAAACCUGCGAUGAAAAGGAAGUUUUAAAAACGCUCCCGGACAAGCUGAAGGCUGAGAUUGCCAUUAAUGUCCAUUUGGAUACGCUGAAGAAAGUGCGGAUUUUUCAGGACUGUGAAGCUGGUCUGUUGAUAGAGUUGGUGCUCAAGCUGCAGCCACAGGUGUUCAGCCCUGGAGAUUACAUCUGUAAGAAGGGGGAUAUUGGCAGAGAGAUGUACAUCAUUAAGGAAGGGAAGCUAGCAGUGGUGGCUGAUGAUGGAGUGACUCAGUUUGUAGUGUUGAGUGACGGCGCAUACUUUGGGGAAAUCAGUAUCUUGGGUAUCAAGGGCAGCAAAGCAGGCAACAGAAGAACGGCCAACAUCAGAAGCGUAGGCUACUCAGAUCUUUUUGCCCUGUCCAAAGACGACUUGAUGGAAGCGCUUACCGAGUAUCCAGAUGCCAAAAAGGCUCUGGAAGAGAAGGGGAAAGCCAUCCUGAUGAAGGACAAUCUGAUUGACGAGGCAGUUGCGAAUGCCGGUGCUGACCCCAAGGACAUGGAGGAGAAGAUCACCAAACUGCAGAACAACCUGGAAACCAUGCAGACCAAGUUCGCCCAGCUGAUGGCGGAGUUCACGGCCAAUUCGACAAAAAUGAAGCAAAGGGUCUCGGCGAUGGAGACCAAAGUGAAAUCCAUAAAACCAGAGGAUCUGUCUGAGGUGGUGGCUGACAAAGACAAAAAGGUCCAGUAAUACGAGAGAUACUUGAGAACUUUACACGAGUGUCACUUUUAAGGCCACAAUUAUAUCCAUUUAUACACCAUGUUUAUCAUCAGUAUGUGUCAAAUUGUGUACAGCAUAUGCAGCAAAUGUAUAUUUUUGUGUGUAUGCUAUGAAUGACAGCCAAUUUCACAUUUUUAUCAAACUACUUAAAUGUGUUGAGCAAAAAAAUGAUUUUCAUAACAUUAGAACAUUUUUUCAGAAAAUAUAUUGAUCUGAGGUUAAAAAAAAAUGCAGCUGAUAUCCAUUUCACACGGCUGUGCAUAAGUUGCUGUCAGCAUAUCAGUUGUAUAUCUUGUAUGUGAAUAAACAUUAAAGUGUUCAUAUAACAUUCACUGUACGUUGGUAUAUUGUCAUGUUGUGGGUGAAUGAACAUCGUGAACUCACAGUUUUUUCAUUUGUUUGUAA